AAGGAACACGAUUCUAGCUCAACCUCACCCGUUAGAUGAAUCACACGCUCCAGAUCUUGCAUCUCAGUGUCUAACGGUGCUGGCGCUGGCGCACACUGUGAUAUUUCCCAUUAACAACGUAUCAUUCUAAAACCACUGGUGUUGCCGGCGAGACUCGAUUUCUCGUUGUUUGGAUCUGUGAAUUUCGCAAAGAUGGUAACAAAAACAGAGGAAUCGGAAUUGAACAAUCUUGAAAUCCAGGUCGAUAAUGGUGGCGGAGGAGCUUGGGAGUAUCUUUCACUCGUCAGGAAACUCAAGGUUCGCCGCUCUGAUAAAGUCCUCAAGCACGGUUUGUCCAUCUUGAAUGAUUCUAAACUCCGAUCCAAGCUCGGUCCCGAAGAAUGGACUUUAUAUGAGCAGGUUGCAGUUGCGGCUAUGGAUUGUCAAAGUCUUGAUGUAGCUCAGGACUGUACAAAGGCUCUUCGAAAGAGGUUUCCUGAGAGCAAAAGAGUUGGCAGGCUGGAGGCAAUGUUACUUGAAGCAAAAGGGUCAUGGGAAAUGGCAGAAAAGGCUUACACAAGCCUUUUAGAGGACAACCCUCUUGAUCAAACCAUCCAUAAGAGGAGGGUGGCUAUGGCAAAGGCACAAGGCAAUAUUUCUGGGGCUAUUGAAUGGCUUAAUAAAUAUCUGGAAAUAUUCAUGGCAGAUCACGAUGCAUGGAGGGAAUUGGCUGAAGUAUACUUGUCCCUCCAAAUGUAUAAACAAGCAGCAUUUUGCUACGAGGAAGUGAUAUUAGCUCAACCAACUGUUCCACUCUAUCACUUAGCAUAUGCUGAUGUACUUUAUACGCUUGGUGGAUUAGAAAAUGUCCAAACUGCCAAGAAAUACUAUGCAUCCACUAUUGACUUAACUGGAGGCAAGAAUACCAGAGCACUCUUUGGUAUAUGCUUGUGCACUUCUGCUAUUGCGCAACUUACUAAAGGAAAGAACAAGGAAGAUAAAGAAGGAUCACAGUUACAAUCUCUAGCAGCAAAAGCGUUGGAGAAGGAUUACAAGCAGAGAGCUCCUGACAAGCUCUCUCAACUUACAACUGCCUUGAAGAGUUUAACAUUGUCGUCGUGAUGCAGCACUUCUUAAAUAUUGUUGUUUAACAGACUUUUUCACUUUAUUAGAUCAAUACCAUAAUGAAUCAACAUAUUUAGAAUUACUCAUUUAUUUAAUUUCAAUUUUAAAAUGAGAA
This is a messenger RNA of Vicia villosa (hairy vetch), 1219 nucleotides long. RefSeq lists its product as uncharacterized. Gene Ontology annotation, molecular function: protein binding. Lineage: Eukaryota; Viridiplantae; Streptophyta; Magnoliopsida; Fabales; Fabaceae. Gene Ontology annotation, biological process: protein folding in endoplasmic reticulum. The record is from RefSeq and is a predicted model, not a curated record. The coding region runs from base 193 to 1101 and encodes 302 amino acids. The transcript has 9 exons. Gene Ontology annotation, cellular component: EMC complex.